GGUUCAAUGCCUUUGCCAUUGGCCCACUGCUACCGUCAACCACGUUGCCAUUGGAUUCUGUCCUGUCUAGAUGCUCGAUCUAGCACUACUCAUAUACAGCACCUAAGGACACCUUCGUGCAGAUUAGCGCUGCAAUCAACUUCUUGCCCCUCUCAAAUGUCAGUGCUUGAGGUUCCGGAACGCAAGCAUGGCAUUCUUAGCUCCGAAGCUGCUGAACACAGCAUCAACGACACCCCGUCUUUUUCCGAGGCAAGCCCAGUUCCUCCUUGAUAAUUGUUUCCUCCUCCAUCCAAAAUUAGGCAAGCACUUAUGCGCCCGCACUGUCACAUGCCCGUCAAAUCCUCAUCUACACAGCUCACCGUCAGCAAGCAUUUCUGCUUCACAUAGCUGCCUUCCAAUCCAUUCCGCAGCUCCGAAGCCCUUUUCAAAAACAGUCUCCAAAGCAACAUGUUCCUCCCCGCACCAACGGAAUGUCACUAGCCGUGCAGGGCGGCCGCUUCUCCUGCCGGUGUCAGAAUUGGAGAAUGCUGACAUCAUCUAUGCAACAGCGGCAUCCCUGGGUCAUGACGACGAGGGUCAUCCGGAGUGCGCGCUGCGAGUGCCCGCCAUCAUGGCGGCCCUCGAGAAAGCGGAGCUAGACGCUCAGAGCCGCCCGAAAAGCGUCCUCGAGCUGCGCGACUUCUCCCCUGCGACCGCGUCUGACAUCGCGGCCGUGCACACUCCAAACUACGUGCAAGGCCUGCAGAAGCUGAUGGAGCAGGCGCCGCUGAUCGUCGACGGAACGGGACCCACGUACGCAACGGAAAAGACGUUCGAGGAUGCGUCGCUCGCGGCGGGGGCGGGAAUCGCGCUGGUCGAUGCCGUGGUAGCAGCGUCGAAAGGCAGCCGACCCCCCCCCUCCGGGUUCGCCAUCAUACGCCCCCCCGGCCACCACGCGGUGCCGAUCGGUCCGAUGGGCUUCUGCCUCUUCGGCAACAUCGCCGUCGCGGCCCGGCACGCGCAAAACGCGCACGGGUUAAGGCGGGUUAUGAUCGUUGACUACGACGUGCAUCACGGGAACGGCACGAACGACACCUUCUAUGAAGAUCCUGACGUGCUCUUCUUGUCGACGCAUCAGCAGUACAGCUAUCCCGGGACGGGCAAGCCCGACGAGGUGGGAAAAGGCGCCGGCGAGGGCGCGACCGUGAACCUGCCCCUCCCCUGGGGCUCCGGAGAACAGGCAAUGGCUUACGUCACGGAUGAGGUCAUCGCCCCUGCCGCGCAAAAGUUCAAGCCCGACAUCAUCCUAGUUUCCGCGGGCUUCGACGCGCACUACCAAGAAACGAUAGCGGGCCUCCAGUUUACGAAUAGAACGUACCAUAAGCUAGCAAAAGACAUGCGCACGUUAGCGGACGAGUUGUGUGGGGGGAGGAUUGUGUAUUUUUUGGAGGGGGGUUACGAUUUGCGGUCCUUGUCGGCGAGUGUAGCGGAUUCCUUCCGGGCGCUGCUCGGGGAGAAAAGUGCGGAUAAAGUAGACCCCAGUUUGGCGCUCGAGUUCGAACCAAUUGGAUUAGUGGAGCAGGCGGUGAACGAACUACGAGCCAUUCAUUCGGAUUUCCGGUAACGAAUUCCAAGGUUUAUUGAGGAUACUGUACAUAUAUGAACGAGUUGCGCAUACGGGUCUUUAUUUCGGAAUCAUCAAGGGGUGCGGAUCAGACUCUGCGUCGAGGCGCGGGCACGCCCCGAAAUCAACGUCCGAGCGAUUAUGGUCAGCGUCCCAUAGGGUGCCCUCGUUCAGCCUCACUAUUGCGCCUGGUCAGUGAGCUUGGCCUGCGGCCCGGGAAGGUCCGCCUUCGGCCCGACGUUUUCCGCCCGGGGCAAGCACGAAC
This is a messenger RNA of Klebsormidium nitens, 1868 nucleotides long. NCBI's taxonomy places the organism in Eukaryota, Viridiplantae, Streptophyta, Klebsormidiophyceae, Klebsormidiales, Klebsormidiaceae. The record is from the annotation of a GenBank genome assembly.